Messenger RNA from Momordica charantia (bitter melon), 1422 nucleotides. RefSeq names its product RNI-like superfamily protein. Gene Ontology annotation, biological process: SCF-dependent proteasomal ubiquitin-dependent protein catabolic process. Lineage: Eukaryota; Viridiplantae; Streptophyta; Magnoliopsida; Cucurbitales; Cucurbitaceae. Gene Ontology annotation, cellular component: SCF ubiquitin ligase complex. The record is from RefSeq and is a predicted model, not a curated record.
GUGCAAUGUUUUUUUUUUAUCUUUUCUUUCUAUUUCUCCAAUAUUUGAUCGUCUCUCCCAGAAAAUUGAAGCGCUCUCUCUCUCUCAAAUUUGAUGGAAACAGUCGAAGAAGCGAAGAUCAUUUCGAAAACUUUGGGGAACUUAGAUUUGAAUCAGAAAUUCAUUUCCAAGCCUACUACUUCUGAUCCCUUCGCUAAAUCUCCAUUUCUCGAUUCGAAUCAGAAAUCCAGUUUGAAGCAUACUUCUUUAUCCUCCGGAUUACCCUUUGAGAGGAAGAAAACUCCAAGUUUAGUCAGUUUAUGCGUUGGAGUUAUUGGCAAGAAUUUGGAAGAUAUAAUUCCUGAUUUGGAUGAGAUUAGUGCCAACUUUCCGUCAGAUGUGAAGCAAGCACUAGCAGCAGUUGCCCGAAGAAGGAAAUUACUGGACGACGAUGUCGUAAUCUCCCUGGCGGAUUGUUCAUGGGAAACCCUCGAUGUCUCUGGUUCAGAAGUUUCUGAUUUUGGGUUGGCAAAAGUUGCCCAGAAAUGCAAAUUUCUCAGAGCUGUGGAUAUAAGCCGAUGCAACAAGAUCACAGCUGCUGGCAUUUCUGAACUCGUCCAGCAUUGUUGCUCCUUGGAGACUCUGCGUUGCGGAGGGUGUUCAAGGAGCGACGAUACGACACGAAGAUGCUUGGACGUAUUUAAGCCGAGGCUGGACGAUAUAGAAGGGGAUUCAUGGGAGGAACUUGAUACAGCUGAGUUUGCCAAUGGAGCACAAUCUCUUCGGUGGUUGGUCUGGCCAAAGAUAGAUAAAGAUUCCUUGGAGAUGUUUUCUGCAGAAUGCCCACGCAUUACAGUAAAUCCAAAGCCAUCGCCUUUCGGUUUUAGGGGGAGUCGUGUUCCAUGGGAAGCAUGGCCAAAUAUUGCAUUGGAUGAUCAUGCCAUAGUUGAUAUCGAUCCCAAAACAUGGGCAGUAGCCAGAUCCAUAUCAAGGGCUCUAGUUUCUCCCCCAAAUCCCUCAGAGUUGUCUUUGGCUGAGAAAUUCAGACUYGCAUUCGUGGAAAGGGACACUCGGUUGGCUCCAAAACGAGCUAAAAAUGCGAGGCAACAUCAAAGGCGUGCAGAGAGGGAGUGGAUGACGACGAGUCCGAGAGCCAAGGCACUGAUCUUGGCCUCUCAAGCAAGUAAAAAUUUACAGAGUCGCACAUAGCUACUACUGUUUCUCUUUACAAUUUCAUCAUUCAGGAUGUCCAACAAGGUUUUGCUUCCUCAUCGUUUCUAUAUAACAAUGAGAUGUGAAUAGUGUACGAUACCAUAAAUUUCUGACAGUGCUAUAGCACGUGCUUUUGGGUUUCCCCUGUUGCAAGAUCGAUAAAUGUUAUGUACAAUACACAAAAAAGAAAAAGUAAUUUCAAUCCUCAAAAUUUCUUGCUCUCUUAUUGAA